This is a messenger RNA of Arvicanthis niloticus (Nile rat), 6579 nucleotides long. RefSeq names its product zinc finger protein 518B (gene Znf518b). The record is from RefSeq and is a predicted model, not a curated record. NCBI's taxonomy places the organism in Eukaryota, Metazoa, Chordata, Mammalia, Rodentia, Muridae. Gene Ontology annotation, biological process: regulation of DNA-templated transcription. Gene Ontology annotation, molecular function: DNA-binding transcription factor activity, RNA polymerase II-specific; RNA polymerase II cis-regulatory region sequence-specific DNA binding.
UGACUCAUAAGGCCUGAGAGAAAAGGAAGAGCCGCAGAGACUUGCCACACUCUUGACUUCUGGGCCUGGAGGAGCAGUGCCCAAGAGGCCAGGAAUCUUGGCUGUGACCUCAGCUCACAAGACGGAGUUUUAACUGGACGCUGCCUGCCACCACUUCCAACCUCAGUGUGACCUAGAAAAGCCACAUACCAUCUCCAGGCCCUUCAUUUUAAAAGAAGCAGUGUUGCCUGGAAACAGAAUUGAAAGCAGUCAUAUGGUGGCUCACAUAUUCCUGUGAUUGAUUACUAAGUAUUCACCAAGAAGUGCCUGCCGCUCCACCAGUUACUGGGUGUGGGAGGAUGCCUGCAGAAGGUUUCGUUGAAUGACAGCUUUCUGAAUUUCAGUUGGCUAUGUGCAUAUGCAGAUAAGGGAGAUGAAGGAUAUUGGAGAACAACUCUAUACCACACAAGUGAAUGGGGGACCCAGUUCUUUGACCAUGUCCCCCAAACAACCUAAUAGAGCAACUCGGCCAGAGAGACAGGAAGCGCAAACCCUCUUGUACCAAGGUUCAGAGGCAGAGGCUGCCACAAUGACCAUUGCUACUUGUGUACAGUGCAAAAGUGUUCACAAGAUCCCCACUCAAGACUUGAGGAAGGGCCCUGGGCAGAGCCAGGACACUUAUGUCUGCUUUAAGUGCAGCCUUCGAGCAGUGCCUACCCAGCUGCAUUUUGUGAACAAUAACACCGGUGCUGCUCAUGUCAGAAAUGAAACGGAAACCAUCUCAAGUCCUGUAAAUAAAUUUAAGGUCAGGAACUUCAAACCAGGCAAAUACUACUGUGAUAAAUGUCGGUUCUCUACCAAGGACCCGCUGCAGUACAGAAAGCACACUCUGCAGCACGAGGAGAUCAAGUUCAUCUGUUCCCACUGCAGCUACAUCUCAUACACGAAAGGGGAGUUUCAGAGGCAUCUGGUGAAGCACACGGGCAUCUUCCCUUACCGCUGUGAGUACUGCGACUAUGGUGCUAUUCGCAAUGACUACAUUGUCAAGCACAGGAGGAGGGUCCACGAGCGGGCUGGUGCCAAACGGCCGUUCAAAACUGUAGCCAAGCUGGAGCCCAAGAGAACCAACAUUUCAAAGCAGAGCAUGGAACUCACAAAGGCCCCCAGCCCCAGGGCUGCCUUCCAAAACAAGUUGUCAGACCAGCUAUCUCGGUUCUCCCUCCAUGCAAACAAAGACAAGACACACAACAUGAUGCUAUUACCUGAGCUAAAGAAGUACCAAAAAGAUGUAGUGUGUAUUCCUAACAAAGUGACCCUGUCUGAGCCAAGGGAGCUGAGCCUGUUGGGGAACAAGAAUGUUGAGGUGGAAGUGCUGUCCCCCUCAAAGGAAACCGUGCAGCCAGGUAUGCCGCUGACGGUUGUGGCGCCGUCAGAGCUGGUGGUCCCCACCAACUGUCUAGCCCAGUUGAUGGACGUGAAAGUUGUCAAUGGCACUCAGCAGCUUGUGCUUAAACUGUUUCCGUUGGAAGAAAACCCCCGCCUCGAAACAAGCAGAGGAGAUGGAGGCACUUCUGAGUGUAUGACUACUGACAAGGGCUCAGGGGGACAGAAAAAAAUGCUUUCUACAGAAGCAUCAAGGUCACUAGCAGUGGAAGGGAAUACUGGAGACUUUGUGGGCCUUGACCGUCUGCACUCUUUGGUUCAGAAACAGCUUAAAAAUGUGAAAUGGGUCAAGUCUUGCAAUUUUUUCAUGCCCAAUUCUGGCGUACACAGUCAUCAAGAAUCUUUCCUUGGUUCUGAUACAAUCAAAGAUUUACAGAAAUCUCACAGUUUGUGUCCACCUAGAGCCCUUCCUUCUGUUGCCGUCAAAAGUCAUUCCCCAGCCUCUGUCCAAAACAGUGUUUCCUGUGGUCCUGGAACCACAGUGAGUCAUUUCUUGAGUAAAGCAGCUGUUGCUUUUGCUGAAGACAGAAGAGGUUCCCGCAGUGACUCCCAGCAGCUCCUUCCGCUUGCCUCAUUGCCUUCAAAGGUUCCCUUCUCUGGAGGGAAGGGCUUACUGCCUAUAGGUGAAAAUGACUUAGAAGCCAGGAAUAGGAUUAGCCGUCCUGAAACAGUGGUUUCCUCUGACAGGAAGCUGGAAGACAUGCAGAUGGAAAGCAAGGCAGUAGGAAAUACAGGCCAGGUUUCCUCUGUGCAGAAGAAAGAGUAUUUACACAUAAACAUUACUGGGGAAGAUAAACAGAGGUCCCAACAGCCUGGAGAUCAGCCUGUGCAGUCCAAGACUUCUGAAACAGCAGGUAACACCUUUGAAGGCCCAAUCAUCUCGUCAGUAUUUUCGCUGAGCUCUGGAUCUGAAAAUGUGCCAGAGGGCAUUAAAUGGAAUAGUUCAACAACCAAAAUAAAGUCCAUUGAACUGCUGCGCAGAAAGAUAGCGCAGUUAAUUGAGUCUUGUGGCAAACCUUCCUCUUUGUCUGCCAACAGCGCUCAGCGACGGUCCAUAGGGCAGUCACCCAAGCUCACUUCAAAAGCAGCUCCCAAGGCUAUUCAAGAAAUGAGUGUGUCCCUUACUGGCCCUGGCCCUAGUCCUGUCCCUGCACCUGGCCCUUCUGUGGUUCCUCUCCAAAACCUUCCUAACGAGGACAGUAUUACUGUGAGUGGACAGCUUGCUCCGCAGCAAAUCUGUCCCCAGUUUGUCAGUGCUAAUGAUGGAAAAACAGAAAGCAGAGUGACCAGAAAGACUCCUGUUGCUACUCCAGUGCUGAUCCCCAAAGGGGCUGUGUUGAGGGUCCUUAACUCUUCUGAAGAUGCUCACAUCAUAGAGGCUACCUGUGACACACCUGUCAGCAUACCUUGCCGUGAAGCCCAGUUAGCAGGAACACUUCCGUUCUGCCCUAUGAAACAGACAGUCUCGGGCUCCCAGCCUUUGACAUGCAGAAGUGGACCAGCAGACAUGUCCCCAAGUCUGGAGACAUCUUUCCGUCCCAAAUCAAGAAAAGAGGACCCUAUCUGCAGUGCCACUCCUAAGAAAAUCAUCCCUGUGUACAGCACAGCACCAGGAAGCAGUGACUCCAGCAGACAAGGAAGGCCAAUUUCUAGAAACCUAACUGUAAGCAAGAAUAAAACCAAGCAAGUGAGCUCAGCCAAGAAGAAAAACAAGAUGCAGGCCAAUCCCAGCCGCUAUUUCAAAGACCCCUCCUUUUUUCAGGUGGCAAGGCAGCUGCGACUCAUAGCUGCCAAACCAGAUCAGUUGAUUAAAUGUCCCCGUCGGAACCAGCCUGUCAUCGUGUUAAACCAUCCUGAUGUCGACUCCCCCGAAGUGACCAAUGUGAUGAAGGUAAUCAACAAGUACAAAGGCAACGUCCUCAAGGUCGUCCUGUCUGAGAGGACUAGGUGUCAGCUGGGUGUCCGGCGGUACCAUAUGCGGCUGACCUACCAGAACGUGGCAGAAGCUAACCACAUGAAGAGGCAGAUGAUGUUGAAAAUGAAACUGAAGAAGGUUCAUAAAAACAACUACCAGGUAGUGGGCUCGUUGCCAGAUGACCCUGCCCAGUGUGUCUUUAAGUGCUGGUUCUGUGGGCGGCUCUACGAAGACCAGGAAGAGUGGAUGAGUCACGGCCAGCGGCAUUUGAUAGAAGCCACCAGAGACUGGGAUGUCCUUUCUUCAAAGGGCAAAUGAGUGAAACUUGGUCUUUGAAAUUGGAUUUUCUUGUAGUUUUCAUGGCUUAGGGUCGCACUCUAGACCUUUGGUGCAGUAGAAGAAAGGGAGUUUCUUAUUCCUUAGAGUCACCAUAGGAAGGGUGAGAGCCCUGAGCUCUGUGGCUGGACCAGGGAAAGGUGCGAGGCCCUGAAAUUCUACUGGUUUUGAUUGAAAGGAUAUAGUAUUCUCCACAGGUUUUCAGUGAGAUCUGAGGCCUUUCUUGCGUAGUCCUUAUUUUUGAGUAGACACGUCUUUCAUAAUGCAUUUAGAGGGCAGGUUUAUGAUUGACACUUUUUGGACAAGUGCUGGUGAAGAGUUAAGCCUGUCUUGGCACACACAUCCACUUUGAUUUUGCUUUGACUCUUCCAGAAGAUUUGCUCCAUAAUAGAAGUUACAUUUUUCUACUUGAUGGGUCAUCUUAAAUCUGGUUAGAGAGUGCUGUGCUUGACCCCUCCCACUGUGAGUACUAGCUACGCUCUGCAGAGCCACGAGCUUUGCUUUCGUGAGCCUGUAUCAGCAACAGUUGUUAGGAGAAGAAAAGACAGAUUUUCAGUAUUUAGCUUUUGCUUGCUUUUAAAAUAUCUUGAUUGAUAAUAGUUGGGUAGGGAAUACAUAAUUGGGUUUUUUGUUUUUGUUUUGUUUUAGGUAAAGAAGGAAGAAAUAUAUAAAAUUAAGUCUGUUCUUUGCAUCUAAUACUCCACCAAACACAAAUGGCCACCUUAAAAUGUGAAGGAGCAGAUUCAUUAAAGACAGAUUAGCGUCAAUGGUGCCAUUCCAGGUGGACCUGAAAGCAGGCUGUGAAGGGUCUGCCGUGGGUGGCUUUUCACCUGGGACCCAGUGCAGAGCCUCAGGGGAUGUCAGCACUCUCCGGAGCGUAGUAUCAUAGGGCUGCUCCACAGGCCAGGUCUCUUCCUUUUGCCCGUACCUGAGCUGGCCCUCCUGAGGAAGAUCCCAGUCUCCGUGAGCAUUUUUCCUCAUGAACACUAGCAACUGCAGGGGUCAACAACAUGGAAAGAGAACCCUGAUUGUCUGUGGAGGCUUUAGGAACACUACCCCUGUUUUCAGUGAUAGGAACAGGCUGCUCCUGUCUGGCCUCAGAUGCUCCUCUCUCUUGCUUAGAUUUCCUGGGAGGACUUCCUCUCCACCAAGAGGCGUUACCGAUCUACAAGGCACCUUUGCACAUUAGGAGAAAGUUUAGCUCCUACAUGGAUAGGGCUUCCUGGGCAAGAGCAACUCAGACAGAGGGCGCUAACCAUGGCAAGCCUAGGUGCCCCCCCCCCACCAGCCAGUGACCUUGAGAGUGUGCAUUCUUAGGGACUUAGUGAUGGAUGCUGUGAGGGGAACGGGGGAGGGGUGGUUAGAUCUGAAAAUGGUACCAGUGACUUCUAAUCUCUGGGUAAUGGGACUUCCUGACUUUGCCUUUUCCUGUGGCAAGUCUUAGUUUACCUCUCACGGUUGGGACACUCCUUUCAAGCUCGUUUGCAUUAUACAUACUUGGCUUUUCUUAGGUACAAUUCAGUACCUGAUCACUUUGUUAAUUGACAAUUUUCAUUUAAAAGUUGCAUUUUUAUAUAUGUGUAUAUAUGUGUACACAUAUAAAUAUUUUUUACCAUAUGCAAAUUGCAACAGCUACUUUUCUGAUUUCCUAUUUUAUAAUGAUAACGUGAGCUGGGGAAAUAUAAAGCUUUUUAUAUUCUAGAAAUAAUUUAUUUUGAAAGAACAUUUUUACAAUGGUUUCAUCUCAUUUUUAGAAAAUGAAAGCACAGUAAAUGGUGGGACCUGAUUCCCAUGAGCAAACGGGAGUAGACCGUCCCUGUGGGUCAUCGUAUUGUGGCAUUUAGUCAUGCCUGGUGCUCCGUGGCUGUGUGAUGCAAAGAGCAUUCUGAGGCUGAUCUGUGGUGCAGACUGCUAACCCUCCAGCUCAGACUUGAAUCUCAUGUGCUGUGGCAGGAGGGGCUGUGGGAUCCACUCCUCUACCUCACUGCUGCACAGCUCCCCAACCCCCAAUGACUAGACCAAAAGCUGUCACAGAUCUGUGUCAGCAGAAUACUUACACUCUGCUGCAACAGCUGCUGUUUUCAAGUAUUAUCUAAAAUUACUGGUACCUGUGUGGAGCUGGCGUUAGUGAACAGAAUAUGGAGGGAGACAUUGGGGGAUUUUCAUAGCUACAGUCCUUGUUGAGGAACUCGGAGGGCUCCUGGAAGCCUAAGCCUGGGAAAGGCAAAAGUAACUGACUUCUCCAACAGAGUUUUAGACAUAAGUUUAUCAUGUAGGUAAGCGUGUGGAAGGACUCCAUUUCUAAUGGGUUGGAUGAAGGACAGAAAUGUGAUACUUCCUUCCCUAGUCUGACCUUGGCUUUGAAGGACCUCUAGUCACUACAUUUUGUUGAUAGUACUUAUAAAAUUAUUUUAAACUUAUUUUUUAAGCUAGUUUUUCUUACUUUGGGGGACCAAAAAUGAAAGGAUCUUUUUAUAUUUAUGAUAUAGGCAAAUAGAGUAAAAAAAAAAAAAAAAUGUAAGCCUCUGUUUCUUAAGUGUCCUCUCAGUAGAUUUUAUUUUAUUCAGAAUUUUAUCUACAGCCCAAAACAUUUUGUGAGCCUCCAUCACAGUUGAAUUAAACUAAACACGAUGUAUUGACCCUCCAAAGUUCCAUCCCCCAUUCUUUAGAAUUUACAUAAGCCACCUGGAAGAUGAAGGUAUAGUGUUGUUCAGCCUUCAGAAUGACUUUUGAAUCUGUGAAUGUCUUUUUGAGCAGAAAACAAACCUUUGUCUUAACCUGUCAAGCAUUACAGUUCCCGUGUGAACAGUUUGUGUGUCUGCCGCUCUGGUUCUGAAACAUGUUUGUAUAUAGAUAGAAAAGUUGGCAUCUGUUUUGUUUAAAUAAAGCAACUUUUAAGAUCUUCA